This is a messenger RNA of Lithohypha guttulata, 1200 nucleotides long. RefSeq lists its product as uncharacterized. The coding region runs from base 1 to 1200 and encodes 399 amino acids. The record is from RefSeq and is a predicted model, not a curated record. NCBI's taxonomy places the organism in Eukaryota, Fungi, Ascomycota, Eurotiomycetes, Chaetothyriales, Trichomeriaceae. The transcript is spliced from 2 exons.
AUGGAUCCUGUGACUAUCGUGUCGCUGGUGGCACUCUGCGUGACGUCCAGCGCUUCCUUGUACAAGACUAUUGACAGCCUCAAAAGUCGCAAACAGGAUGUCCGGCAUCUCAAGACUGAGGUUGGAGACCUCAAUAUAGUCUUGCAAGCACUGGCGAAAAACAUUGAGGAGACCACAGAAAACUUCGAAGUGUUAAGGCUCAUUCUAGAACAUUGUGGUCAGGCAUGCAAAGAUUUUGAGGAAGAAGUGCUAGACAAUGUAGGAAAAUCGGACAAUCGUCUCGAAGGUGUCAGAGCUUGGGCCAAGCUCCAACUGAAAGGGGGUGAUAUCGACAAUUUCAGAAAGCUCAUCGGUAGUUACAAAGCCACCUUGACAAUAGCGUUGGCAGACGCCAACCUUCGAACAGUGAAAGUCACCAAACAGCUUUUGGAGAAGUACUCAGAGAUGACGCAGGACACUACCUCCGAUCUUGAAGACCAGAUUGCAGAGCUUAGCCAAAGGCUUGAUGUCCUUCAAAGCGAAAAAUCUCAGACCUCCCCUGAAGACUCAAGCUGUCAAAAGAAUGGCGGCUCUGUCACGACGAAGCAAACAUUGGAGCAGAAAGCUAGCUUGGAACAAUGUUUGAUCGUGUGUCAUCAGCUUCUUGAUCACAUCGAGAUCGCGAGGUGUUCAGUACCAAAGAGCACCAUGAAUGCGACAAGCAGCACCACAGCGACCUAUAUGACCGGAGGGGUCGACAACCUCGCUCCGCGGCUCACUGCCGAUGCUUUGCAAAUGUGCACGCACAGCAUCAAUGCCGCAGCACAGCACUUACAGGAUCUUCAGGGAUCGAGAAGGCCACCAGAUGGACCAGACGGAAGCGAAAUUAUGCAGCAGUUAGAUCGCGCCCGUCAAUGUCUGGAUAUUGUCGGUAAAGCACAGCAGCAACGAGUAAAUGUUUUCGAAAACAUUGAUACGGCAGAAGAUUCUUUUCAGACGAUUGUAUCCACCAUAGGAGACUUGAUUAGAGCUAAUGGGCUUACCAUUGGGGCGCGGGCUGUCAAUAUCAUGGGCCAGAUGAACGAUGACAGUCUACAGAAGAUCACUUGUGACCUGCGCAUGGACGUUGCCGGGAAACCGUCCUCAGAGCACGUUGAUACCACAUUUGAGAAGAAACAUGGCUUUGGACAUACGAUUCAGCCAAAGAAGCCGUAUUUGUAG